This is a messenger RNA of Branchiostoma floridae (Florida lancelet), 1296 nucleotides long. Its product is annotated as dual specificity protein phosphatase 14-like. Gene Ontology annotation, molecular function: MAP kinase tyrosine/serine/threonine phosphatase activity. Gene Ontology annotation, biological process: protein dephosphorylation. Lineage: Eukaryota; Metazoa; Chordata; Leptocardii; Amphioxiformes; Branchiostomatidae. The transcript has 2 exons. The coding region runs from base 455 to 979 and encodes 174 amino acids. The record is from RefSeq and is a predicted model, not a curated record.
GCAUCCCUAGAACUGAAUGGUAUAAACAGAGUUGAAAGGUGAAAGAGCAUUUUUGUUUGCAACGCAGAGAUUGGCAUGUUCUACCUGUUUUUCCUGAGAUAGAUGAUGUAAACAGCUCUUUGGGGCCCAAACUUUCUGUGUGGAUCACUUGCUAGGCAGUACGAGAGAGAUAAAGAAGUAAUAGAGCUCAAAACGCGGUCACCAUGGCUGAACAGUGAACAAGACCGACUUGUGCCAAGCAGUGGAGUGGUUGCAACAUUUGCUGAACACUAUAUGUAGCAUGUGUUGAUGCUGCCCUUUGGCAAGACAGGAAAAUGUAGAAAACUGGAAAAUUAGGUGUCCAUACUUGUGCAACAUGAUUGUACAAGGAAACCAGUUCAAGUGACGGACUCAACUGGCAGCUGUGGACACUUGAGGGCAUUUGAUUUAAACCUAAGAAGUAAGUGUAACAGGCAUGGCGUUAUUUCGGGACAUCGUGUCAAUCACUGACCACCUCUACCUCAGCAGCGGUGCGGCCGCCUGUAACGAACCCAACAUUCGCUCCCGAGGCAUCAAAUGCAUCAUCAACGCAACUACAAACCUCCCUGACACCACCAUACCCGAUGUCGAACACGUGCGAGUGCCUGUCAACGACGUCCCACAUUCGGAGCUGUCCGCACAUUUCGACCCGGUUUGUGAGAAGAUCGAAGCAGUCCGGAAACAGGGCGGCGGCACCCUUGUACACUGUGUAGGGGGGAUCAGCAGGUCCUCGGCUCUCUGCCUUGCCUACCUGAUGAAAUGUAAGAAGAUGACCCUGGAAGAAGCUCACAGCCACGUGAAGGCAAGAAGGCCUUUUAUCCGACCAAACGUCGGGUUCUGGCGGCAGUUGAUCCAGUAUGAGAGAACCCUGUAUGACAAGAACUCAGUGACGAUCAUAGAGUCUAAUGUCGGACCCAUCCCAAGUGUGUAUGAAAAAGAAACACAAGGCAUGCUGUGGUAGUUCUUGUUGCUAGUUUCUAGUUUAUCCCUUGAACUAUUGUACCUGCCUCAUAGUUUUAAGUGGUGCAGUACCGACCCAAACCCUAAAAAGGUAUUAUCUUUUUCUGACUGCUUAUCUUUCCAGCUGAUCUUUCUAACUAGAUUGAACUAGAUUUUAUUUGUUGCACUGAAUGUUGUCCGCUUUUGUCUCCUGGCUGAAUGCUUCAUGCCUCACUGUUGUAUAUACUUAGCUUGGUAAUCAACUGUUAUAAGUUGAAGGGGCUAGAUCUACCAUGUUGUCUUAAAAUGAAAUAAAUAAAUGCACGAAAGAACAAGAAA